Caenorhabditis auriculariae is the source of this 879-nucleotide messenger RNA. The record is from the annotation of a GenBank genome assembly. Lineage: Eukaryota; Metazoa; Nematoda; Chromadorea; Rhabditida; Rhabditidae.
AUGGAGGCUCGUUAUCAACAAGAACUUCGCGAUCGUGACCCUGCUACCGUUGAAGACCUUGCCUUCGACACGUUCCAGACAACUGAAAUUAGCGGAAUUGACGAUAAACUCGUUAAUCUUCAGGUAUCAAUAAUCAAUGAAGAAUGUUCAAAUAACUAGAUUCAGCGUCUCUCAUUCGUUGGGUGUGGCCUGACUUCGCUCAAAGGGCUUCCCACUCUGCCUGCACUCACCAGACUUGAUCUUUGCGAUAAUAAAUUGAGCACUGGACUUGACAUCAUUGUCAAGAACGCUCCAGAGCUUGAGGAACUCGUACUUUCAGCUAACAAGUGAGUAACAAUCUUUUUUGUUGAAUUUUUUCAAAAAUUUCCAAUUAAAAACAAAUUCAAUUUUUAGAUUUGAUACACUUGACUCCAUCCGUCCCUUGAAGCAGUCCCAUAUUCGGACUCUCGAUCUUUUCGACAACAAGAUUACGGAGAUUGAGGGAUUCCGGGACAAGGUCUUCGAAAUCAUUCCAACUCUUGAAGUACUAGAUGGAGCAGAUUCUGCUGGUGUUGAAGUUGAAGGAGAGUCGUUCGACGGAGAGGUAAAUGUUUCUACCGUUAUAAGCAUAUGAAGUGCGGCGCAGCACUAGAAUUUCUCAACUCUUUUCCGUUUGUACUGUUUUUUUUUUAGGAUGGAGAGGAUUCUGGUGAUUCGGGAGAUGAUGACGGCGAGGAAGACGGACCUGGUCUGAGCUACCUCGACAACAGUCAGCUGGAUGAAGACGAAACUGAAGACUACGAUCCAGAAGCCAAGAAGGAGGCUCGUGGAACUAAGCGCGGAGCUGAGGAGGCUGAAGAGGAGCCGGAGGCGAAGAAAGUUGCGGAGAGUGACGAGUAG